AUGUCAAUUUUCACUGGACUCGGUCGUAUAUUUGAGAGAAACUCGAUAUAUGUUGGUACUAUUUUAGCCGGAGCUUUUGCUUUCGAGGGAUUUUUUGACAGUGCUAUAAACAAAUGGUGGGAUGCUCAUAAUCAUGCCAAAUUGUGGUCCACUGUGAAACCUAAAUUUAUUGAAAAUGAUGAGGACGAAGAGGAUGAUGAAUAA
This is a messenger RNA of Lodderomyces orthopsilosis Co 90-125, 204 nucleotides long. RefSeq names its product ubiquinol--cytochrome-c reductase subunit 9 (gene QCR9). The transcript is spliced from 2 exons. The record is from RefSeq and is a predicted model, not a curated record. Gene Ontology annotation, biological process: mitochondrial electron transport, ubiquinol to cytochrome c. Bases 1 to 204 code for a protein of 67 amino acids. NCBI's taxonomy places the organism in Eukaryota, Fungi, Ascomycota, Pichiomycetes, Serinales, Debaryomycetaceae.